Molecule: messenger RNA, 1856 nt
Organism: Rhopalosiphum padi (bird cherry-oat aphid)
Lineage: Eukaryota; Metazoa; Arthropoda; Insecta; Hemiptera; Aphididae
Product: transmembrane protease serine 9-like
Exons: 8
Coding region: 206-1144 (312 amino acids)
Biological process (GO): proteolysis
Molecular function (GO): serine-type endopeptidase activity
Source: RefSeq, a predicted model, not a curated record
CGCAUUCGUGGCUUACGGGUUAGUCGCCACUCGUGCGAGCGUUUGGCAGUUUCGCCGCACUAUAAAAUAGGUAAUAGGUAUUAAAAUAUGUUAUGUAAUUUUAGAUUAAGGUUUAUUUAUGACGAUAAAAAAAUGUAUCGUCUGUACAACUGUUACGAUCUGUGUAUUGUUUGAUAUGUACAAUAUAUUAUGAUAGACACUCGUGAUGGAGCUAUCGCUGCAGUUAUUGUCGUUAAUUGCAUCGCUGUUGUGUCACCCUGUCGUUUUGGUGUCGACCCGACGGAACAUCACUAGACAUGUUUUUGGUCGUGGUGGCCAAAAGGCUGAUGACGGAGCGGUGGAUUCCAGAUGUCAACCGUGUACGUGCGGUGUUGGAUAUCCCAGAUCGAGGAUCGUGGGCGGCAGCGAAGUCAGAGAAAACGAAUAUCCUUGGAUGGCAUCGCUAUGGAAUGUCAAGAAGAAGUUCUUUUGCGGUGGUUCAAUCGUCACCGAUCAGUACGUACUUACGGCCGCCCACUGUUUUAGCGAAGUGCCGGCGACCAAUUAUCGGGAGAUUCACGUUGUGCUCGGGCAGACCAGAAGGCCCGGUAGACUGUACCCGGGCGGACCGCACGUCAUCUGCGCGUCGGUAGUGAAGAUACACCACAAGUAUAAUCGACUGGGGGCGAACGUGCACGACAACGACAUAGCGUUAGUCAAGAUGACCAGACCCGUGAAGUUUGAACGUACCACCCAGUCCAUUUGUCUGCCUAUGAUCAGGUACGACUACGGUGGGCUAACCGCGGCCGUGGCCGGUUGGGGGCAGUUGAGCGAAUUUAGCAGCACGUCGCUUAGCCUCAGACACGCCACGCUUCCCGUGUGGACCGAAAAGGAAUGUGCCGCCGUACCCGAGAUCGAGAAAACGGGAUACACGCCCAACAUGAUGUGCGCCGGGUUUCAGGAAGGUGGAGUGGAUUCGUGUCAGGGCGACAGCGGUGGACCUUUGAUGCUUUAUGAUAAUAGCGAAAAAUUAACAGUGGCUGGAAUCGUGUCUUGGGGUAUUGGGUGCGGAGCUCCAAAACUUCCUGGAGUGUACACGAGGGUUGACAAAUAUCUGGGAUGGAUAAUGAGAAACACGAAGGACAGUUGCCACUGCACAAACUGAAUCCAUUUUUCAUGACUGUUAUUUAUGCCCACUGUAUUAAAAAUGAAAUUCUUCAAUCAACAACCACUCAACAUCACAACAUUGAGAGUCUACAACUAAUUUUGUUUUCACAAUAGAAAUUACUAAAGGUAAUAAAUUUCAUCAAAAUACAGUUGAUCCGUCAUCAGUCUCUACUUUUGAAUAACUAGCCGUAUUUGGUCGUCUUCGGUGGUUUGUACUUCGCCGUCCUUCAAUUAAAAGCGCAAUUAUCUGAAAUAAGAUAGUAUUAGAUAGAUAAUCUCAUUGUUAUAUUAGAAUAAAUUGAAGAGAGGAAAACAUUAAUAUAAACAUUUUUAUUUGCAAUACAAUAUGUCAUGUCAUGUAUUUUUUUUUUUUGUUAGAUAAUGUUGAAUAGUUUAUUAUUAUUCUUUUCUUAAAACUUAUUUACAAUUCACAGAAAAUGGAAAUGAAUUCAAAUUGAAGAAUAUAGUUUUAAAAAUUGUAUGCUUACUUUUUUCUUAUUGUAUAAAGCUAAAUAAAAUAGCAUUGAUAGUAUAGUCAUUAUGCUGAAGUAGAAAAGGAAAUGUGAGUCUUCUGUAUCACCAAACCCAUGAUUUGUAAAUAUAGGUUUUGGACCUAACCUUGAUACACUUUCUUUAGUUUCUGCAAAAGCAUGAUAUAUAUAUAUUAAUUUUAUUUUAAAAAGUAAUAUAAUAAAAGUAUGAACAAAAUA